This is a messenger RNA of Cygnus olor (mute swan), 2996 nucleotides long. It is a transcript of the gene P2RX5, whose product is annotated as purinergic receptor P2X 5. Gene Ontology annotation, molecular function: ATP binding; purinergic nucleotide receptor activity; extracellularly ATP-gated monoatomic cation channel activity. The record is from RefSeq and is a predicted model, not a curated record. Gene Ontology annotation, cellular component: nuclear inner membrane; plasma membrane. The transcript has 15 exons. The coding region runs from base 1256 to 2401 and encodes 381 amino acids. Gene Ontology annotation, biological process: monoatomic cation transmembrane transport; response to ATP. NCBI's taxonomy places the organism in Eukaryota, Metazoa, Chordata, Aves, Anseriformes, Anatidae.
ACACUUCAUGAUUAAAGGUGGUUUGUCUAUUUUGUCGUACCAUUUCCCAGGUAGCAUUGCACGUCUCUGGAGCUACUGUCCAUCUCUCAGUCCAUGUUUUGGUAGAACAAUUUGCAUGUUCCUGAGUGGAUGGACCUCGAUGAGGCAUUAAGUACAUGAAAAGCAGAAUAUGCUGGGUGGAGAGAGAAUGCCUUUGAAGAGCUUCAGGCAAGAGAGCAGCUGAGCAUGGUAGCGACUGAGGUGGCGGCAUUGUAAAGAAGCCACCUACUUUUUCAUAGCUUCCUUAUUUAUUCACUUACUAAUUUAUUUUUAAGUUGUGGGCCAUGUUGGCUUUUCUUAGAAGAAAAUUUGUCUGCUUUUUCCACAGCUCUAGACAGGUCUUGUACUGAGCGACACUUGGUACAGACAGCUGUGCUGUUGUGAAAGGACUGCGAUAUACCAGCAGCCGUGCUUUUGCUGCCAGUCUCCCUAGGAGCCGUCUAGCCCAUCCUCCCUAACAGACCUUCACUGUUUCAUACCAAAGUCCUAUCUGUUCUGAAGCACCUAGAGAUAUCUACAGUCAGAUCACACUUGGUUUUUCUCUGAAUUAACUAUCCCUCAUUACUCGGAUUCCUUUUGUUGUCCCUUAAGGCUCUCAAAGAGGAUGGAUGAGCUGGAAUGGAGCCGUGCAGCUGCUAGGGGUUGCUUCGACACUGCCAGCUUGGCCAGAGCAGCUCCGGUAUGUCCAUGCUCCGCUGCUCUGUGUGGUGUGGCUCUGUUGUCUGAGUGUGCAUGGGACACAUCAGCUGUGGUAACAGUGUGCAUGUGCUGUGGUUUAGAAGCAAUUUCCUCUUUCAACCUGUUAAACUCUUCACCUUGUUUUCCUUCGAUGUUGACCUAAAGGUAUGAUUACUGUGAGAAAGAAAAACAAAAUGUUAACGGAGAGCUGACCUCUCCCUUUUUCACUGUUCAUUUCCUUGCCAAAAUAGUUUAUCUCUUAUUUACGUCCUCUGCUCCUUGCCUCCUUUCUAUUUCAGUAGCUGGUCUGGCGCCUCUCUGGAUGAUGCAUCUGCAUUGCUCAGGCAUUUGCUGCAGGAGCAUUUUCAGUGCUUCAGAAAUGUCUGAGUGUUUUGUGAGUCAGCUGUCAUGCAUAUGGGAGCUGAUGCUUUCUGUUGCACUUGGUAGCCCAGUAAAGGGUGGACUGGGGAUCACAGAGAGCAGUAAUGCCUGGAGAAUGAUCAUUUGGAACUGAAAGAGGACAACACAAGUGCCUAAAAUGGGUACCUCCAACAGCCACUUGAGGUGGGUGUUUGUUGUCAAGAAAGGCUAUCAGGACAUAGACACAUCCCUCCAGAGCUCUGUCAUCACCAAGCUGAAGGGGGUGGCCUUCACCAACACCUCGGAGCUGGGGGAGAGGCUGUGGGAUGUUGCAGACUACGUUAUCCCACCGCAGGGUGAAAACGUCUUCUUUGUCAUGACGAAUCUGAUCGUGACCCCAAACCAGAGGCAAGCCACAUGUCCUGAGGUAGGAAGAACUGAGCCCCCUGGCCCCCAGACCCCUACAAAACUGGGGAGUGUCAGCAUUCCUGAUGCCCUGUGUUACAAGGAUGGGGACUGCCUGGCAGGGCAAGCAGUGGUGGCUGGCAAUGGAGUUAAGACUGGCCGUUGUUUGAAAGAAAGGGACAGCAUCAGAGGGACUUGCGAGAUACUGGCCUGGUGCCCAGUGGAGAAAAGAUCCAAGCCCAAGAAACCACUUCUUGCCAGUGCAGAAAACUUCACUGUUUACAUCAAGAAUUCGAUCCGGUUCCCCAAGUUUAAGUUCUCCAAGAUGAAUGUGUUGGCAACCGACAAUGAGUCCUACCUGAAAAGCUGCCGCUACAGCACGGAGCAUCCCUACUGCCCCAUCUUCCUCCUGGGGAACAUUGUCAGAUGGGCCGGGAGCGACUUCCAUGAAAUGGCUUUGGAGGGUGGUGUGAUAGGAAUUCAGAUUGAAUGGAACUGUGAUCUUGAUAAAGCCCCUUCUGAAUGUAAUCCUCACUAUUCUUUUAGCCGGCUGGAUAACAAGUUUGCAGAAAAGUCUAUCUCUUCUGGGUACAACUUCAGGUUUGCCAAAUAUUACCGGGAUGCUGAAGGGGUUGACUACCGGACACUCUUUAAAGCAUAUGGAAUCCGUUUUGAUGUGAUGGUGAAUGGCAAGGCAGGGAAAUUUAACAUCAUUCCCACCGUUAUCAAUAUCGGUUCAGGGCUUGCUCUCAUGGGGGCGGGAGCUUUCUUUUGUGACCUGGUGCUGCUGUAUCUGAUUAAAAAGAGUAAUUUUUAUCGAGGCAAAAAGUAUGAGGAAGUAAAGUCCAGUUCCAGGAAAUCAUUAUCUAGCCCUACUCUGAAUGGGAAUCAGAGCCCUGACCAACUCGGUGGGCUCUAGGCACAGUGAUGGGGCCGUCAACUGGAAUCACGUUCCAGGAAAACCACACAGGUGUGAGAUGACACUGGGACUGGGAAGUGGAGAUACCCAGAUGAAAUCUACGAUCUAUUGUUGGGAUUCCCAGAGGGAAAAAAUCCUUUAAAGAACACCCGUCUUUCCCUGAGAUGUUCUCUGGUAUCCUGAGCUUGCAACACCUGUGUUGUCACUAUGGAUUUAUAAGACUAUUUUAUAAGAGGAAAAAGAAGGCACCAAAUGAAUGUUUUUAUAUUUAUUGAUAGAUAUAUCUGUACCUACGUUAAUAGCCAGCAUUCUCCUGUGGCCGUGCUUUGCUUUUAAGUGUGAAAGAGCGGUAAUGUGAAACACCAGUGACAUUUUGAGGAGGGCUGAGGCCAAGAAUCAACCCGUCUCCUGCUCCACUGGCUUGCAGCCAUGGCUUCCAACUCCCGCUUUUGUUAUUUGCAAGAUUAGAUAUAAAGCAGCAGGACUGCUCUUGUUAGGAAGUGCAAGGAAAUGCAACAUUUCAGCAACUCUCAGAGGCCAGAAGAAAGUGCUUUAUUAUCCUACACCACCCACACCAAGUGGGCCUGUUUUGGAG